AGCGUGUCAAUCCAUGAGGGUCAGAUUCUUUUAUACAUUGUAUUUGUUCCCCAAUUGCCUAUAAUCACUCCUAACAAUCAUGCCGCACUUGAAGCUUCGUGACGGAGCCGAACUCUUCUACAAGGACUGGGGAAAUCCCAGAGGACCAAUUGUAACCUUCUCCCACGGCUGGCCCUUGAGCAGUGACAACUGGGAACAACAAAUGAUGUACCUCGGUGAACACGGUUAUCGGGUUAUUGCACAUGAUCGCCGUGGCCAUGGACGAUCAACUCAGACCUGGGACGGAAACAACAUGGACACCUUUGUCGACGACUUAGAGGAGCUUUUCGCGCAUCUCAAGGUGCAAGAUGCGGUCAUGGUUGGACAUUCUCAUGGAGGAGGAGAGGUCACCCAUUAUCUUGGAAAACACGGCACUAAGCGCUUCAAAAAGGCUGUCUUGAUCGGCGCCGUACCUCCUCUGAUGGUUAAGAGUAGCGGCAACCCAGAAGGAACAGAUAAGUCUGUUUUCGAUUCGUUUCGACAAGCCAUGCGUCAAGACCGCGCGCAGUUCUUUUUGGAUGUUCCUAGCGGACCAUUCUUCGGUUUCAACCGACCUGGAGCAAAGAAAAGCGAAGGACAGAUUCGUAGCUGGUGGCAGCAGGGGAUGAACACCAGCUUCAAGUCCGCGUAUGACUCAAUCAAGGAUUUUUCUGAAACGGACUUCUCGGAAGAUCUGAAGAGAAUCAAUAUACCAGUACUGGUUCUACAUGGGGACGACGAUCAGGUGGUUCCCAUUGAGGCAGCUGGGCUGAAGUCAACAAAACUUCUUCCUCAAGGAAAACUGAAGAUCUACAAAGGCGGAUCCCAUGCCAUUCACAAUAUAAAUGUUGAUGAAGUCAAUCAAGACCUGCUUGACUUUAUUAAAUCCUAAGUUCAAUGGCUUUGGUAUGUGAUACUUUGGAAUAGCGUCUUUGUCACGUGCCAAUCUAGCUUCUCGAACGCUGGCUCUAUCAAGGAGACCAUCGAUACUAUUCUACAUUAACAUAUGAAGCUACCACCGGCAAGCUCGCAAGGGUACACAAUGAACACAUUUCAGAAUAUCUAUUUCGCAGUAAUUUUUAGUUAUGUUGAUUUUUUAUUUUUUCCUUCAAUAGGGUUCGGCAGUUUCGAUAUGCUCAUUAGUCCUGCCGGAGGAAUGAGGGCAGGGUGGAUCCAGGAAAAUACUCCCGACGACAUAGACGAUUACUAUAGCUAAGCGACCCCAAGGAAACAAGCAUGUAGGAAAUAAAC
Molecule: messenger RNA, 1269 nt
Organism: Aspergillus vadensis CBS 113365
Lineage: Eukaryota; Fungi; Ascomycota; Eurotiomycetes; Eurotiales; Aspergillaceae
Product: alpha/beta fold hydrolase
Exons: 1
Coding region: 80-910 (276 amino acids)
Molecular function (GO): catalytic activity
Source: RefSeq, a predicted model, not a curated record